CUAGAGCACAUUAUUCCUAUUUGGCUCACUCUUUCUCUUGUUGCUGAUCUCGGUUUCGUUCUUGAUCUCAUUCUUGCUCUCAUUCUUCCUAUUUGUCUCUCUCUUUCUCUAGUUCCUGAUCUUGCUCUCGUUACAGAUCUCAUUCUUGCUGUCAUUCUUCCGAUUUGUCUCGAAUUUUCUCUCGUUCCUGAUCUCGCUUUCGUUCAUGAUCUGAUUAUUCCUAUUUGUCUCUCACUUUCUCUUGUUGUUGAUCUCGCUUUCGUUCUUGAUCUCAUUCUUGCUCUCAUUCUUCCGAUUUGUCUCGCUCUUUCUCUCGUUCCUGAUCUCGCUUUAGUUCUUGCUAACAUUCUUCCUAUUUGUCUCUCUCUUUCUCUCGUUCCUGAUCUUUCUCUCGUUCUAGACCUCAUUCUUGCUGUUAUUCUACCGAUUUCUCUCGCAUUUUCUCUCGUUCCUGAUCUCGCUUUGGUUCUUGAUCUCAUUAUUCCGAUUUGUCUCCCUCUUUCUCUCGUUCCUGAUCUCGCUUUCGUUCUUGCUCUCAUUCUUCCUUUAUGUCUCAAUCUUUCUCUCGUUCCUGAUCUCGCUUUGAUUUUUGAGCUCAUUAUUCCUAUUUGUCUCUCUCUUUCACUCGUUCCUGAUCUUGCUCUCGUUCUAGAUCUCAUUCUCGCUGUCAUUCUUGCGAUUUGUCUCGCAUUUUCUCUCGUUCCUGAUCUCGCUUUGGUUCUUGAUCUGAUUAUUCCUAUUUAUCUCAAUCUUGCUCUCAUUCUUUCGAUUUGUCUCGCUCUUUCUCUCGUUCCUGAUCUCGCUUUUGUUCUUGCUCUCAUUCUUCCUAUU
Messenger RNA from Protopolystoma xenopodis, 831 nucleotides. The record is from the annotation of a GenBank genome assembly. Lineage: Eukaryota; Metazoa; Platyhelminthes; Monogenea; Polystomatidea; Polystomatidae.